This is a messenger RNA of Rhodofomes roseus, 2134 nucleotides long. RefSeq lists its product as uncharacterized. The record is from RefSeq and is a predicted model, not a curated record. The transcript has 2 exons. Bases 283 to 2109 code for a protein of 608 amino acids. Gene Ontology annotation, molecular function: protein binding. NCBI's taxonomy places the organism in Eukaryota, Fungi, Basidiomycota, Agaricomycetes, Polyporales, Fomitopsidaceae.
AGUCUCAGACCCGAUAUUCGCCCAAUAUUGAGGAUGGCUUCUUGAUGAUGAUGAUGAACUCUGCAUUUAUAGGCCGCAACAAGCAAGCUCUGAUGGUGCUAAGUUAAGACGUGGCGGGCGCCGGCCCUGGCUUCUUGAAGGCGGUGAGCCAUCACAGUGGGCGGUCAUGUUCAUGUGACGGUGAGAAUGCAGCAUCGGUGUCAACCAACACUUUGAAUCUGCCGCUUUCUCGGACACUGCAUCCUCUGUGCAACCAACUUGGGCUCGCUCACGUUCACCCCGAUGUUCCCAAAUACCCUCCUUGAUAGCGUUUUGCUGGUAUUGCCAAAGAACGAUCGUUCGCAGCUGCAGGGCCGCUCUCUCGAACAGAUGCGCGAAUGGACACUCAUGGAGGCCCGAGCCAGUCAGCGUCGCCUGGCGAAUCUUCACAGCGUACACAACGCGACCCUCCCGGUGCAUAGGCUGCCCACCGAGACCCUGAUCGAGAUUUUUCGUCUCGCCCAUGCCUUCUCGUCGUCUCAAAAGACCAAGGCACACGUGUGGGUGAUCAUGACUACGGCUGUAUGCCGGUACUGGAGAGACAUCGUCGUGACUUCGCCUGUCUUUUGGAGGAACAUCGAUUUAUCGAAGGCGGCGCUAGAGUUCGUGGACCUCUGCUUGGAACGCUCGGCGGGCGCAGGUAUCAAACUCUUCCUGACGAUACCUCAGGACAACAAUCUCUCUCUGCUUGCGCCCCCUCUGGUGCAGCAUCACUCCCGACUUGCACACCUUGACAUCCAAUGGAAAACAAACAACCCAAACAACGCUUUCGCACGAGUGUGCGACACCUGUCUGCCCGCUCUAACUUCGUUGACCGCAAAGGCAAAGCACAUACUCCCCCUGAAGUUCACACAGGGAUACCUGCCGAGUCUGCGACACGUCGAUGUUUCUGGCGUUGUGCUGCACUGGGCUACUCUGCCCUUAGCACAGUUGACGUCGUUGGCGCUCGCCGACAUCAGGUGUCCCAACGAUCGCGGAGAGCCCAAUGCAGUGUCACUUGCAGAUAUUCUGGACAUUCUGGAGGCAUUUCGGUCACUGGAGGAGUUCGCGUUUCAACAGUGGGAACAUAUAGAGGGGCAAGAAGAGAGGUGGACAGUCAACUUAAACCGCACUGUGCCGUUGCCCCGCAUGCGCCGCUUCCACGUCAUGGGCCCAACACAGGUCAUUGCCGAGCUCAUGCCCCAUGUCUCGCUUCCGGAUAGCGUCCAGCUCUUUCUGAAUAGACAUUCCCGCCGUACGAGCCACGGAGCAAUCCGGCAGGACGUGCCUCAGCAAGACGAUAUGACGAAUCUACCCGUUGUCAAGAACGUCCGGCAUAUCAUCAUACGAGAGACUGAGUUUCGGGAGCUCGACAUAUAUGCUGUAACAGAGCUUCCGGCCAGGGACUUUUGGGACUCGCAGCUGCGAUGGCUUUCUGAGCAUGCGGGCCUUCCUUCUCUUGGUGUACACGAACUCCCUCUGGUACCAUCACUCUACCUGAGGUAUGGCGUACGGGAAAGCUCCCUUCGGGGGCUAAUAGCCGUGAUCGGCACCGGGUUCUUCCCUACAGCUAUUCAGACCCUUGCUCUCUACGGGAACGUCGAGGGUGUGACCACAGACAGUUGGGCUGAGAUGCUCGCCGCCUGUCCGAAGCUCGAGCACCUCGAGAUCGUCACGGGCCUCCAUCACGACACUUGUGCCUUCCCCCAUGCCCUCUCUCCGACUUCUUCAGGGACGCCCUGCCCGCAGCUUCGCGAACUCGUUCUGGGAUUCGAUCCUCGAGCUAGCGCUGAUGCCCAUGGUCGAAUGAUGCUCGAUGCGCUCCGUAGAGUGCUACGAGAGCGCGCCCGGGCUGAAGGCGGACGUCGUCUCCUCCUCCUCCGUCUAGUAUUCGGGCCCUCUCCUCCGCAGAAUCCAGAUGGUGUCUCACACACUGACAUUGUGGCUAGAGUAGCAUUUGCGCGUUCGCCGAUUGCACAGUACCGGAUCCCCGACGAUAUGCAGGAGGUGACGGCAGAUUUGGAGUCUUUGGUGGACUCGAUGACGGUCACGGUUCUGCAAAAUCGGCCCUUCGGUUAUCAAUACGGUUGAUCGACAGAGACUUGAAUCUGCAGUG